This is a messenger RNA of Actinia tenebrosa (Australian red waratah sea anemone), 379 nucleotides long. Its product is annotated as large ribosomal subunit protein mL52. Gene Ontology annotation, molecular function: structural constituent of ribosome. The record is from RefSeq and is a predicted model, not a curated record. NCBI's taxonomy places the organism in Eukaryota, Metazoa, Cnidaria, Anthozoa, Actiniaria, Actiniidae. Gene Ontology annotation, cellular component: mitochondrial large ribosomal subunit. Gene Ontology annotation, biological process: mitochondrial translation.
UCAAAAUGGCGGCUGCUUCUUCUUCUCGAUUAUUUUUCAGGAUAUCAAGAUCUGCUUGUUGCUGUACUCGCUUGUUGAGCACAAACCAGGGUUUACAAGCUGGUCAAAAAUGGCGAAUAAGGCAAGGCCAAGCUCCUGAUGGUUUGAGAUAUGGACCAUUGACUGAUCUACCAGACUGGUCAUAUUCAGAUGRAAGACCUGCCCCAGAGACACAACGUAGAAGAAAACGAAUGCAAAAUCGACUAGAUGUUGCUCAACGAGUUGCUCAACUACUAUCAGAAGUAGAAGAGGCGAAGAACAAUUCAAAUGACAAGAAGCCAGAAGUAGAAGAGGCCAAAAACAAUUCAAAUGACAAAAUGUAAUAGAGAAUAUCAAUUGU